AUGAAGGGCCGGGUCACACUACGCACGACAGCAGUCGGGCCCCUUGGGGUGGACAGAGCCACACCACAUGAGUGCCGCAAGGCCCUCAUCUCCCUGUAUGGGGGAGUCUAUGCAAUAUUAGUUAGUCACCCUCCUGCUCCCAACGAUCACCUAACACCAACACCCGUAUCAUACACAGCUGGCUUCUACAGGAUCCCUGUCAUUGGUCUGACAACACGCAUGUCUAUAUAUUCUGAUAAGAGCAUCCACCUGUCCUUUUUGCGGACGGUCCCACCAUACUCUCACCAGGCCAACGUCUGGUUUGAGAUGAUGAGAGUCUUCAACUGGAAUCACAUCAUUCUGAUAGUCAGUGACGACCACGAAGGUCGUGCUGCACAGAAGAAGCUGGAGACCCUCUUGGAGGAGAGAGAGUCCAAGAGUAAAAAAAGGAACUAUGAAAACCUCGACCAACUUUCCUAUGACAACAAGCGAGGACCCAAGGCUGAGAAAGUGCUUCAGUUUGACCCUGGAACCAAAAAUGUGACAUCGCUGCUGCUGGAGGCUAAGGAGCUGGAGGCUCGUGUCAUCAUCCUUUCUGCCAGUGAGGAUGAUGCGGCCACGGUGUACAGAUCAGCAGCCAUGCUCAAUAUGACGGGCUCCGGCUACGUGUGGCUGGUGGGGGAACGGGAGAUAUCGGGCAAUGCCCUGCGUUACGCCCCUGAUGGAGUGAUCGGUUUGCAGCUCAUCAAUGGGAAGAACGAGUCAGCCCACAUCAGCGAUGCUGUCGCGGUGGUGGCCCAGGCCGUGCACGACUUGUUUGAGAAGGAGAAUAUCACAGACCCGCCACGGGGCUGCGUGGGCAACACCAACAUCUGGAAGACGGGCCCCCUUUUCAAGAGGGUGUUGAUGUCCUCCAAAUACUCAGAGGGUGUCACUGGACGGGUGGAAUUCAAUGAGGAUGGGGACAGGAAGUUUGCCAACUACAGCAUCAUGAACCUGCAGAAUCGGAAACUGGUCCAAGUUGGGAUUUACAACGGCAGCCACGUCUUGACCAACGACCGGAAGAUUAUCUGGCCAGGGGGAGAAACUGAGAAACCUCAAGGCUAUCAGAUGUCGACCAAGUUGAAGAUUGUGACGAUCCAUCAAGAGCCCUUUGUGUAUGUGAAGCCCACGCAAGCAGAUGGGACAUGCAGGGAGGAAUUCACCAUCAAUGGAGACCCUGUGAAAAAGGUCUUUUGCACUGGACCCAACGAGACCAUCCCAGGCCGUCCCACCGUGGCACUGUGCUGCUACGGCUUCUGCAUCGACCUGCUCAUCCGGCUGGCAGGGGUGAUGAAUUUCACCUAUGAGGUUCACCUGGUGGCUGAUGGUAAAUUUGGUACCCAAGAGCGGGUUAACAACAGCAACAAGAAGGAGUGGAAUGGGAUGAUGGGGGAGCUGCUGAGCGGCCAAGCAGACAUGAUUGUGGCUCCCCUCACCAUCAACAACGAGCGGGCACAGUACAUUGAGUUCUCCAAGCCCUUCAAGUACCAGGGCCUCACCAUCCUUGUGAAGAAGGAAAUCCCCCGCAGCACCUUGGACUCAUUCAUGCAGCCUUUUCAGAGCACUCUUUGGCUGCUGGUGGGGCUGUCUGUGCACGUGGUGGCAGUGAUGUUGUACCUCUUGGACCGAUUCAGCCCAUUUGGCAGGUUCAAAGUGAACAGUGAGGAGGAGGAGGAAGAUGCCCUGACCCUCUCCUCAGCCAUGUGGUUCUCCUGGGGAGUACUGCUGAACUCUGGCAUCGGAGAAGGUGCUCCCCGAAGUUUCUCUGCCCGUAUUCUUGGCAUGGUGUGGGCUGGCUUCGCUAUGAUCAUCGUGGCUUCAUACACUGCCAACCUGGCAGCCUUCCUGGUGUUAGACCGGCCUGAGGAGAGAAUUACGGGCAUCAACGACCCUCGGCUGCGCAACCCCUCUGAUAAGUUCAUCUACGCCACGGUGAAGCAGAGCUCAGUGGACAUCUACUUCCGACGGCAGGUGGAGCUGAGCACCAUGUACCGGCACAUGGAGAAGCACAACUAUGAGAGUGCUGCCGAAGCCAUCCAGGCAGUGAGGGACAACAAGCUCCACGCCUUCAUCUGGGACUCAGCAGUGCUGGAGUUCGAGGCCUCUCAGAAGUGUGACCUGGUGACGACGGGGGAGCUUUUCUUCCGCUCUGGCUUUGGGAUCGGGAUGCGCAAGGACAGCCCGUGGAAGCAGAACGUCUCCCUGGCCAUCCUCAAGUCCCACGAGAACGGCUUCAUGGAGGAUUUGGACAAGACUUGGGUGAGGUAUCAGGAGUGUGAUUCCCGUAGCAAUGCCCCAGCAACACUCACCUUUGAAAAUAUGGCAGGUGUGUUUAUGCUGGUGGCUGGAGGUAUUGUUGCCGGGAUAUUUUUAAUAUUCAUAGAAAUAGCUUACAAAAGGCAUAAGGACGCGCGGAGGAAGCAGAUGCAGCUGGCGUUUGCGGCCGUUAAUGUGUGGAGGAAAAACCUGCAGGAUAGAAAAAGUGGUAGAGCAGAACCUGACCCUAAAAAGAAAGCCACUUUUAGGUCCAUCACCUCCACCCUGGCCUCCAGCUUCAAGAGACGUAGGUCCUCCAAGGAUACGCAAUAUCAUCCCACCGACAUCACCGGCCAGCUCAACCUCUCCGACCCCUCCGUCAGCACUGUGGUGUGA
Molecule: messenger RNA, 2673 nt
Organism: Egretta garzetta (little egret)
Lineage: Eukaryota; Metazoa; Chordata; Aves; Pelecaniformes; Ardeidae
Gene: GRIN1
Product: glutamate ionotropic receptor NMDA type subunit 1
Exons: 22
Coding region: 1-2673 (890 amino acids)
Biological process (GO): chemical synaptic transmission; regulation of membrane potential; ionotropic glutamate receptor signaling pathway
Cellular component (GO): synapse; neuron projection; plasma membrane
Molecular function (GO): NMDA glutamate receptor activity
Source: RefSeq, a predicted model, not a curated record